This is a messenger RNA of Electrophorus electricus (electric eel), 1302 nucleotides long. The record is from RefSeq and is a predicted model, not a curated record. Lineage: Eukaryota; Metazoa; Chordata; Actinopteri; Gymnotiformes; Gymnotidae.
AUGAUUCUUGAGGCCGAUGUGAACAUACAAGGCCACAACACACUCAAUGAAACCAAUAUUCCAAUAAUGGCCCAUCCACCAGAUAUUUACAGUGACAACACUUUGGAAGAAUGGCUUGACGCUGUGCUCAAAUCUAAGAAAGGAAUCAAACUAGAUUUUAAAAGUCUUCAAGCUCUGGAACCCUCACUUGAUCUUCUGAGGAAAAAGAAUGAAACAGGAAUCAACCGUCCUGUAUGGUUAAAUGCAGAUAUUCUUCAUGGCCCAAAUGUUCCUAAUUUCUGGCCUGUGAUCAAUGCCACCCGGUUCUUUGGUCUCAUUCAGACUAAGUUUCCAGAUGUCACCAUCUCACCUGGGUGGACAGUUCUUUAUCUGCCCUUCUAUCCCAAUGCAACUUACACACAGGCUAUGGUAGAGAAGAUGUAUGAUCAUGUCAGACACCUUCCUCAGAAAAUCACCUUUCCUGUUCUGGCAGUGAUGGUCAAGAAUGGAUGGCCACAUCUCAGCUGGCUACUCAAACAGUCUUCCAGGUUUAGUUUAACCUUGUGGCAGGGGUCAGAAAACCCCACUGUUAAUGACCUGCUCUUCAUCAGAGAUAACAGCAACCCUCAGCGCAUCUAUUAUGACAUUUAUGAGCCUGUGUUGUCCCAGUUCAAAGAGGCUGCAAUAAUAUCUGGAAUAGAUAAGCCAAAGUUUCCAGUGGUUGAGGACUCUGACCCAGAGCUGCCUCUCCAGGAUUGUCUGGAGUUGAUUCUGGCCUCAAAGAACCCAUGGGGUAUCUACCUUAGGGUGAAGUCUCAAACCCAACUUGCUGUUUCACUCCAGUUACUUCAGCAGGCCUAUGACAUGGGCCUCCUAUACCACCCUACAUGGCUCAACAUGGACAUUGCCCAUGGAAUCUUUAAUUUCCAAGGCUACAUGACAGGACAAGAGUUCCUGAGAACCAUUAACCAGAUCUUCCCACAUGUCACUGUGGCUCCCAGCUGGCCCCAAGAGGCUCUUGAUCAGGGUUAUACACUCCAGCUGGUAAAGGACAUGAUAAAGCUCUUCCAGGGGACCUGGCAAGAUGUUUCACUGCAGUUGCAGGCUGUUUAUCUGGAGAGGUCAGAGACCAGAUUUAAGAGCCUUCUCCAAAAUCAGCCACGAUUCUCUCUCACGGUGGAACACAGGACAGGGAAGGAAGGACUUAGUGGUGGGAAUCACAGCGUUACAUCUCUCCACAAAGGGUAUAGAGAGCUGACCUUUUACAACAUGGCAAACUCAUAUAAGAAUAAUUUUGGAAGCACAGACUAUGCCUUCAACUGA